AUCGGGGCGGCGGCGGCGCGCGGGGGCCGCCGGGAAGCGCCAGGCGGGACCGGGCCGGGAUCGGGAUCGGCACCGGGAGCGGGCCCAGCGCAGCCCCGGCCGAGCCGCGGUCCUGCCCGAGCCCUGCGAGCCGCCAGCCCGGCGCAGGCCCGCCAUGGACCGCCGGGACCCCUACGGAGCGGCCGCCCGCUUGUAAGCCGCCCCCCUCCCCCGGGCCGAGCCCGCCCUGCGCCCCCCGGCGCUCCGUGACUCGCCGGCGGCUCCUCGGGCCUCAUCGUUCGCCGGUGGCGGCAGCCAGGAGAUGGUCCGGGCCUAGCGGAGCGGCCAGCGCAGCAACAUGAACCGUGAAGACCGGAAUGUGCUGCGUAUGAAAGAAAGGGAAAGGCGAAAUCAAGAAAUUCAGCAGGGUGACGAAGCCUUCCCACCCAACUCUCCUCUCUUUGCUGAACCCUACAAAGUGACCAGCAAAGAGGACAAGCUGUCCAGCCGCAUCCAGAGCAUGCUGGGGAACUAUGACGAGAUGACGGAUCUCAUCGGGGACCGGCCGCUGCAGAAGAUCGUCGCCCUUCCCAAGCCCUCGGUGCCCGCGGCGCCCGACGACAAACCCGCCGCCGGCUUCUUCGGUGAGCAGCGGCACGGGCCCGGCGCGCACCCGGGCGGCAAAUGGACCCCGGUGGGGCCGGCGCCCAGCACCUCGGCACAGCCCCAGAAGCGCUCGGCGGGGCUGGGGGGGCACGGGCAGCGCUCGGGGGGCGGCGCGGCCGCCGGCGCCCGCCACGAGCGCGACUCCUACGGCGGCGGCGGCCGCAAGAAGGGCCAGCACGGCUCCGAGCACUCCAAGGGCCGCUCCGGCAGCCCCGGGAAGCCGCCGGCCGUGUCCUCGCUGGCCUCGGGCCACUCGCGGGCCCACGGCGGCGACCACCACGGCAAGGAGCACCAGCGCUCCAAGUCGCCGCGCGAGCCCGAGCCCAGCUGGGACUCGCCGUCGCGCGUGCCCUCGUUCGGCAGCGGGCAGCACUCGAGCCAGUCCUUCCCGCCCUCGCUGAUGUCCAAGUCCAGCUCGAUGCUGCAGAAGCCCACGGCGUACGUGCGGCCGAUGGACGGGCAGGAGUCCAUGGAACCAAAGCUACCCUCGGAACACUACAGCGGCCAGGCCCACGGCGGCGGCGUCAACGAGCUCAAGCCCAGCAGCAAAGCGCACCUGACCAAGCUGAAGAUCCCCUCUCAGCCCCUGGAUGCAUCAGCCUCUGGUGAGGUCAGCUGCGUGGAUGAAAUCCUCAAAGAGAUGACCCACUCCUGGCCUCCUCCACUCACUGCCAUCCACACCCCCUGCAAAACUGAACCCUCCAAAUUCCCCUUUCCAACAAAGGAGUCUCAGCAGUCCAGUUUUGGCACUGGAGAACAGAAACGAUACAAUCCCUCAUCCAAAACAUCCAAUGGUCAUCAAUCCAAAUCAUGUGAAUCGAACCAGACAGAUAUGUUGAAAGAUGACUUAAAACUUAGCAGUAGUGAAGACAGCGAUGGAGAGCAGGACUGCGAUAAGACAGUGCCAAGGAGCACACCUGGAAGUAAUUCUGAGCCUUCCCAGCACAACAGUGAAGGAGCAGACAACUCCAGGGAUGACUCGAGCAGCCACAGCGGCUCCGAGAGCAGCUCGGGCUCCGACUCGGAGAGCGAGAGCAGCUCCAGCGACAGCGAGGCCAACGAGCCCUCCCAGAGUGCCUCCCCCGAGCCAGAGCCACCGCCCACAAACAAGUGGCAGCUGGAUAACUGGUUGAACAAAGUGAAUUCCCAUAAAGUGUCACCAGCUUCUUCCGUGGACAGCAAUAUCCCUUCUUCCCAAGGCUACAAGAAAGAGGGACGGGAUCAGGGUACAGGGAGUGGGUACACUGAGCAAGGUGGAUCCAAGGACUCCAUUUCUUCUACACCAGGGAGAGAUUCCAAACCCACCCAGAAGGGCUCGGAGAGCAGUCGUGGGAGGCAGAAAUCACCUGCCCAGAGCGACAGCUCGACUCAGAGGAGGACUGUAGGCAAAAAACAGCCCAAGAAAGCAGAAAAGACAUCUGUGGAAGAGCCCAGAGGAGGUCUUAAAAUAGAAAGUGAAACCCCAGUAGACAUGGCAACAAAUAUCCCUUCAAACAGGCACAAGGCAGCCACCAAAGGCUCCAGGAAACCCAAUAUAAAGAAGGAGCCCAAGUCUUCCCCUCGACCUACAACAGAGAAAAAGAAAUACAAGGCUUCAAGCAAAUCUGCCCAGAAAUCCAGGGAAUUCAUCGAAACAGAUACCUCAUCCUCUGAUUCAGAUGAAAAUGAGAGUCUGCCUCCUUCCUCACAAACACCCAAAUACUCUGAGAGCAAUAGGACUCCUGUUAAAUCUUCCAUGGAGGAGGAUGACAGCUUUUUUCGGCAAAGAAUGUUCUCUCCUAUGGAAGAGAAAGAGCUUCUGUCCCCACUGAGUGAUCCUGAUGAAAGGUACCCACUCAUUGUGAAGAUUGACCUGAGCCUCUUGUCCAGGAUCCCAGGGAAGCCUUACAAGGACGCGGAUGCUGCCAAGGAGAAGAAGAGCGCCGCGGAGAAGCACGGGCGGGACGCGCAGAAACAGCCCUCGGACAAGGCCUCCACCAAGGGCAAAAGGAAACACAAGCAGAACGAGGAUGAAAACAGAGCCAGUGAAAGCAAGAAAACGAAACUGGAAGAAAAAGCUCCCUCAGGACACAAGAAUUCCAGCAGCAGGGAGUCUUCAAAGCCAAGUGCUGUUAAAGAGAAGGAUUUGCUGCCCUCCCCUGCUGCCCCAGCCCUGCAGAAGGAUUCCAAGCAGGAACACGGCUCCAGGAAGAGAACAGUCAGCCAGUCCUCAUCCCUAAAAUCCAGCAGCAACCCGGGCAAGGAGAGCAGCAGUGGCAGCAAGAGCAGCUCCUCUUCCAAGCAGAAGAAGACAGAGGGGAAGGGCUCCAGCAGUGCCAAGGAAGCCAAGGAAAAGAUCCUGAACAAUUCCUCCAGCUGCCCUCCUGCCUCUGCUCAGGCCACGGAAAGUGCGAAGUCCAGGAGAGCAAAGCUCGUUUUUGAUGAUAGGACUUACUCAGCUGAUCAUUACCUGCAGGAAGCAAAGAAGCUGAAACAUAAUGCAGAUGCUUUGUCGGACAGGUUUGAGAAGGCCGUGUACUACCUGGAUGCUGUCGUGUCCUUCAUCGAGUGUGGGAAUGCAUUGGAGAAAAACGCUCAGGAAUCCAAGUCCCCGUUCCCUAUGUAUUCAGAAACUGUGGAAUUAAUCAAAUACACUAUGAAACUGAAGAAUUACUUGGCCCCGGACGCCACGGCUGCGGACAAGAGGCUGGCAGUGCUCUGCCUUCGGUGCCAAGCUCUGCUGUACCUGAGGCUCUUCAAACUGAAAAAGGAAAGUGCAUUGAAAUACUCAAAAACCCUGACUGAACAUCUGAAGAAUUGCUACAAUAAUUCUCAAGCACCGUCACCUGGUAUGGGAAGCAAACCUGUGGGGAUGCCAUCUCCAGUCUCUCCAAAGCUGUCUCCAGGGAAUUCAGGAAAUUACUCUUCCGGGGCAGCCAACCCUUCAGGGAGCGGGUCCUCGGUGACGAUCCCGCAGCGCAUCCACCAGAUGGCUGCCAGCUACGUCCAGGUCACCUCCAACUUCCUCUAUGCCACUGAAAUCUGGGAACAAGCAGAACAGCUCUCGAGAGAACAGAAAGAGUUCUUUGCUGAACUGGACAAGGUGAUGGGGCCGCUGGUGUUUAACACGAGCAUCAUGACGGAGCUGGUGCGCUACACGCGGCAGGGCCUGCACUGGCUGCGCCUGGACGCCAAGUGAGGCGCCCUGUCCAUCCCCAGCUGCCUCCUCUCCACAACACUGUGUCAUGUCAAUAAGGAAGACUGCCAUAACACAUUGCUUAGUUGACACUAAGAGCAAGGAAUGCUUUCCCGUGUCUCCCAUCCUCAUCUGUGUUUUGUGUUUAACCCCAAGUCAGCUGGUUCGUGGACUUCUCCAGUGUUCCCGGUUUAAGUUAUUUAAAUAUUGGAAAAUUUGCUACAUAAAAAUGGUAGUUUUGCUGAUCUGUCAUGGAUAGAUCAUUGGGAUUCCGGUCACAAUACAUGAAUUGUCAGUUUAAAUCCUAUUUAUUUUAAUUUUUUUAAUUUUAAUUCUGAAAAGCCCCGUUUGGGGGGCUGGUUUUAGCUAUUUCUUCUUCCCUAAAUUUCCCCUUUUGAGUACUUAGAAUUUAAACCUAGACACUUUAUUUAAGUACUUUGUGAGCUUUGUUACUCUGUAAUGUCUUGUGGUGGUAGAGCCUGUAAAAGGAACUAGGGUUGAUAGGUUCUAACAAGUAGGGACACCAUACUUCUCAUGCCUAAUGCCUAUGAGUCGACUAAUAAAUGACAACUACAGAUUUAUUAUUGCAGAAUUUGUACUAAAUAGAAAAGUUCCAGAUAUUCUUCUACGUAUUGAGAUGCUUCAUUUAAAUGAAUUAUAAAGAAAUUUAUAUGGAAAAAAUAUUUAGCUGGAUCUGCCUUGGAUUGUUUCCAAGGCAGCUUCAAGCCAUGGAUUAACACUAUAACAAUCACAAAACAUUACAGUAACUUGCAUUUAAUGUAACGUCCGGGCAACGGUGUAGGAAUGACCUUCAGUCCAGUGGGUGCGAUGCAAACAGGAAAGGCUUUGGAAAAGGACAAUCUCGUGCUUUUUUGCAUCUCUUCAUUUCAAAUACCUUUUGUUUCCGUGCUUGUCACUUUUUGACAGUUAGGAAAUUGGGGGACUUUGUGGUUCCAAACCCAGGGGUAGUUCAGUUCCUGCCAGAACCGUCAUUUGCAUCUUUUCCAUUGAGUGAGAAACCAGGAAUCUUUAGCAGAACUCCAGGUCCGUGUUGUCCUUUGGGGUGUGCUGGUGAUGGACACUACAGGCUGGCAGUGCAGCCGUGUGGGGUGGGAGCAGAGCUGCCCUGCAGGAAGCUCUGUGCUGUGCAGGAUGGAUGUCUUGGCUUUACCCCGUGCUGAUGAAGGUCCCGUUCAUGUCACGUAAUUUCCACUCCCCAGGGGCUGCUGGAGCUGCAGUGGCCCCUCCGAGUGCAAACCAAAGUACCUUUCCACGUGAGGUGCUUGUCUGAGUUAAAGGUUUCAAAUGCUACUGCUUUCAGUAUUGCUUAGUGCCCCCAACAUGUCUGGUGUGCCUUAUGCCUUACUUUUAGAUGAAGAUUUUAUGAACUGUUUACAAGAUGUUCUACAGCAGGACCAGGUAUACUGUAUGCAGUGGUCUUCUGCAGUACUUGGGUAAAAUUCCAUUUCCUUUUUCAAAGUCCCGGUGUCUGUCACACAAACUGACUCAUCGUGGUGGUCUCCUUCCCCAGAGUCCGACUCUGAAUCCUUUGGAGUGAGAUUGUGGAAUGCUGCUUUGUUUUCUCUCCCAUCGAACCCUUUAUUCUGUACCAGAUUAUGAACGUGCAUGUUCAGGAAAAUUAUUGCACUAAAUUUUUUGUGUAGGUGUAGUUAAGUGCCAAAAUCACGGCAACCUCGAGAGAAGGAAUAGAAUUCUACGCUCCUUAGUACUGCAGUAUGUCCUAUGGGCUUUAAGAGUUUAGAAGUUUUGCAAAUUAGUAACCUACUUCAAGGUAGCUGCAUCUUCGUAGAGCUUCCUUUGCGUCCCAGCGUGUUUUGUACUUCCAGAAAAGCUUUGCUACGUCCGGGUUGAUAAACGGGGAGCAGACCUGGGGCUCGCCCUGACUCCUCAGGUCUGUGGGAGCAUCCCUUUUAUGGAAUCACUGUGCAAGGUCACCUUUCUGUUAGUCUUUGCUGUUGGAGACAGAGCUCUGGACCCUCAGGCUCCCCGCCGUGGGCAUGGGACACUGUCAGCUGUGUUUCCUUUCCUCCUCUGAAGUGCCUCGCACACCUCUGACGCUGAGAAAUCCCUUGGUAGAAGUUGUAUUCGUGGGUGGGUUUGUGUGUAGUGCUGCACUAGCCAGCGUGGCUGUUCUUGGCUUGCUCCUUUGUGCACAGGCACCAUUGCUGUCAGCAGGAAUGGUGUCACCUCGGGGAAUUUUCUUUUCCUUAACUAGAGUCCCACAAAUACCUUUUGGUGUCACGCGGAAUCGGCCUCUUGAAAACGCAUCGCUUAUCCCUAGAGCAGUGGAUCUCAGAAAUUGGCUUCAAACAAGCAGAAGGCUUUUCUUGCAUCAUGUCAAAACGUGGACCUGAGCUGGCUGGAAGUGUCCCAGCUGCAGGGGGGGCUCCAGAGCCCCUGGAGUGCUGUCCCGGGCGUUGUGUCCGUGCGGGGGCGUGGGGAUGGAUGGGAAAUGCCUUGUGCAGCUGGGGCUGGUGCAAACAGAUCUGUUCAAACCAAUCAAUUCCAAAAGCAUAUCUUGAUUUAGGAUUGACCCUUGUUUCCAAGAGGAAAGUUCUGUGCUUGAUCAGGUUUUAUAGCCAAAAAAAUAAAGCAAAUAUGUCCUAGGCUUCCAUCCUGUGCCAACGCAGGAGGGCUCUGUCCCUGUCCUUGGCAGCUGCCAGCACCACAGGGGAAGUGCAGGUCACGGAGUGACCAAGGAGGGACUCCCCAGUCAUGGCUUCCCAAAUGAUUCCCUGGACAGGGAAUAGGUAUCAGUACAUAUCAAAACUGUAAUUUUAAUUCUCUUGCUGAUCAUGGCCCCAGUUGGUGAAUCUCAAGAAUGGCUCAAUCAGACUAGGCUUGCUCAGCUAUCUGUGCUGUUUGACUUUGCUCUCAGACUUGCAGGUUCCAGGUGAUAAAGGUGCAAACCAUUUAUAAUUCCAAACAAAUC
Prinia subflava (tawny-flanked prinia) is the source of this 6773-nucleotide messenger RNA. RefSeq names its product ALF transcription elongation factor 4 (gene AFF4). Gene Ontology annotation, biological process: regulation of gene expression. Bases 338 to 3823 code for a protein of 1161 amino acids. Gene Ontology annotation, cellular component: nucleus; super elongation complex. The transcript is spliced from 22 exons. NCBI's taxonomy places the organism in Eukaryota, Metazoa, Chordata, Aves, Passeriformes, Cisticolidae. The record is from RefSeq and is a predicted model, not a curated record.